AUGGAUAGAUCUUGGAUGUAUCUUGCACCAAGAUCAAGUCAUAGUUUUAGAAAUGGUGUGAGUUCUUUUCUAAAUUUUGCAUUUGAGAGAUCAAGUGUUGAUGGAAAAAUACUGUGCCCUUGUGCUCGUUGCUUAAACAUGUUUUAUAUUAGAAGAGAGGAUGUAUAUGAUCACUUGCUAUGUUGGGGAUUCCGAUCAGAGUACCCAAGAUGGGUAUAUCAUGGGGAAGAGGUAGCAACUACAUCCUCAAGUACAAUGCAUAGUGAAGAAUUAGGAAUGUUUCACCAUGAUAUGCAGGGAAUGUUAAAUGAUCUUGUUCAACCCGAAAUAGGUCAGAGUAGCGUAGAUAGAGAUGGUCACAGUUUGGAUAAUCGCCAAGAUGCAGAAAAUGGGGGGCGUAGAGUAGAGAGAGAUGGUAAUAAUUUAUAUAAUGGUCAAGAUGUACAAAAUGGGGGAUUUAGAGAAGAGAGAGAUGGUAGUAAUUCUGAUAAUGGUCAAGAGGCACAAAAUGGUGGAAGCAGAUUUGAUGAUCUAGUUAAAGAUGCUGAGGAGCAGGUUUAUCCAAAUUCAAAAUACAACAAGUUAUCAUGUUUGGUGCAUUUGUUCCAUAUAAAAUGUCUAAAUGGAUGGAGUAACAAAUCUUUCUCUAUGCUAUUAGAGUUUUUAGAAGAUUUGUUACCAGAAAAAAAUUUAUUGCCUAAAACGACACAAAAAGUAAAAAAAAUGUUGGCAAACUUAGGAUUAGGAUACAUAAAAAUCGACUCAUGUCCUAAUGGAUGCAUGUUGUUUUGGGAGGAGAAUGCGAAAGAUGAAAGUUGCUCUAAAUGUGGGGCGUCUAAAUGGAAGGUUUCUCUAGAUAAUUCUGAGUAUGAAUCGACUCCACCAAAGAAGAAGGCAACAAAUAUAUUAAGAUGGUUUCCCUUAAAGCCUCGACUUCAAAGAUUGUUUAUGUCAUCAAAGACAACCAACCUUAUGAAGUGGCAUCACGUCGAUCGCGUGAAAGAUGGGAAACUAAGACAUCCCGCUGAUGCGUUAGUUUCGAAAGAUUUUGAUCAAAAGUAUCCAGAAUUUGCAAGAGAUCCCCGUAAUGUUCGGUUAACUCUAGCAAGUGAUGGCUUCAACCCCUUCCGAACAAUGAAUGUGGUGCACAGUAUUUGGCCCGUUUUUCUUAUUCCAUACAACCUGCCUCCUUGGUUGGUUAUGAAACAACCUAACAUCAUUCUUUCAUUGAUUGUUCCUGGUCCUAAAGGUCCUGGAAACAAGAUAGACGUGUACAUGCAACCACUAAUAAGAGAACUUAAAGAGUUGUGGCUGGAUGGAGUUGAGACUUUUGAUGCUUCUACAAAACAGAACUUUCAGUUAAAGGCAGCUCUUCUUUCAACAAUUUCUGACUUCCCGAGUUAUGCUAACCUAUCUGGGUGGAGCACUAAAGGAGAACUUGCAUGUCCUUUAUGUGGUUUUAAUACAAGCUCCGAGUGGCUUACUUAUGGGAAAAAGUGGUGCUAUAUGUGUCAUAGGAGAUGGCUUCCAAUGGACCAUAAUUGUCGAAGCGACACUAGAUCCUUUAUUGAAAAAGAGGAAUCAAGGGAGGCUCCUUUUCCUCCUUCUGGGGAAGAGGUUCUACAUGAAUUGGGCGAUGUUGACUUUCUGGUUGACAAUUCUCAUGGCGGCCCAUGGAAAAAGAAAAGUAUAUUUUUUAUGCUGCCAUAUUGGGAACAUGUAUUGUUGCGUCACAAUCUUGAUGUAAUGCAUAUAGAGAAAAAUGUCCGUGACAACAUCGUAGGUACUUUAUUAGGACAAGAAGGGAAGUCAAAAGACAAUUAUAAAGCAAGACUUGAUCUGCAACGUUUGGGUAUCAAGAAAGAAUUACAUCCAAAGAAGCGACCUGGAAGUGGAACUGUUUUUUUACCAAAAGCAUGUUACCAAAUGACCCGUAUGGAGAAAACUGCAUUUUUAAAAACUUUGAAGUUACUUAAACCUCCAGAUGAAUUUUCAUCAAAUAUUUCGUGGUGUGUGCAACUACAAGAUCGUAAGCUGAUUGGUUUGAAAAGCUAUGAUUGCCAUAUGCUAAUGCAAGAGUAUUUGCCAAUUGCAUUACGUGGAACAUUGCCGAUCCAUGUAAGCUCAGUAAUAACUGAGUUAUGUGAUUUUUUUAAGAUAAUAUGCUACAAAGAUUUAUAUGAAGCUGAUCUCCAGUUUCUCGAGUCUAAAAUUUCACUCACAUUAUGCAAAAUGGAGAAAAUCUUUCCUCCUUCAUUCUUUACUGUAAUGGUUCAUUUGGUUAUCCACUUAGUUAGAGAAGUUAGACUUGGUGGCCCAGUUGCUUUUCGUUGGAUGUACCCUAUUGAAAGGUACCUUCUAACACUGAAGUCAUACGUGCAUAAUAGAGCUCAUCCUGAAGGUUCAAUUGCUGAAGGAUAUUUAGGAAAAGAAAGUCUGACAUUUUGUUCUAGAUAUCUUAAGGGGGUAGAAACGGUUUUCACUAGGGAAAUAAGGAAUGAUGAUGAAGGUGAACAAAAUGUGAUUGAAGAAUCAAACAAUCUUUGCCCUGGUCGGCCACUAGGUCGAAAAUCAGAUGAUGGCUUACCAACUCGAAAAAGAAGAAGAUCCUCAAAUUCAGUCAUUGAUGAGAAAUCACUAGCUCAAGCACAUCGUUAUGUUCUUUUUAAUGUUGAUUCAAUUACGCCUUUUCGAGAGGAACAUAAAAGGCUAGUGAAGGGACAGAACUCAUCUCGUCGAACACCUGAGUAUGAAAUUGACAAGAUUCAUUGCCAAACUUUUAGUGAAUGGUUUCAAAGAAGGGUUGCACGCAUGGAAGAGCAAGAAGAUGAUACACUCACUCAGGAAAUUAAGUGGCUAGCUCGUGGUCCAGUUAAGACCGUGCAACGCUACUCGGGUUACAUUGUCAAGGGUGCAAGUUAUGCUAGUAGUCGAGAUAGAAGGCCUGUUGAUGGCGUGAUUAACUACUAUGGUAAAUUGACCGAUAUUAUAGAGUUGAACUACUCUGGUCUAAUACGAGUAGUUUUAUUCAAAUGUGAUUGGGUUGACAUAAAUAGAGGUUGCAAGAAAGAUGGAGGGUUAACGUUGGUAAACUUCUCAUACAAGGCACACACGGGUGCUAAUUUGAUAGAUGAUCCUUUUGUUUUGGCAUCACAAGUCGAUAAGGUGUUCUAUGUUAGAGAUUCUAAACAUAAAGAUUGGGAGAUAGUGAGACAUGUAAAACUUAGAGAUGUAUUCAAUAUCGGAGGUGGUGAUGAUGCAACACUUGAUGGUCCUAACUUACAUAGAAUUGGAGAUGAUGGUGAUGAUGGGAUUGAUAUUACUCCAGAAACGGAACUUGAAGGCAUAAAUGAUGAUGAAAAUGAUAACGACAACGACGAAGAAGAUAAUAACUUUCUUUAA
Erigeron canadensis is the source of this 3402-nucleotide messenger RNA. RefSeq lists its product as uncharacterized. Bases 1 to 3402 code for a protein of 1133 amino acids. The record is from RefSeq and is a predicted model, not a curated record. NCBI's taxonomy places the organism in Eukaryota, Viridiplantae, Streptophyta, Magnoliopsida, Asterales, Asteraceae. The transcript has 5 exons.